UGGAACCCGACAGUUCAGUGGCAAAAUGGCAUCUUAAUUUGAAAAUGUGAGCGAGCUCAUCAUGAGGGUGUCGUCUGAGUUAUAUUUUACUGCCCAAGUUCCUUCGAUGCAUCUACUGCUGUACAUUUUACGCUGUAUCAUCACAAAUAUUUCCUCGAUGUACCUCUUGGUACUACACAGAUAUCGACGAGUGAUAUGUUUGGCGGAGUGGAGGAUUAUAAGGUAGUUUCGCUCAUAAAAAAUGCUUCACCACCAUCUGUAGUGGCGAAACUCAAGAUAUGGCACUCGGAGAACACCGGCUUAACCAAGUACCCAACGGAACUUUUCCAGGUUACUUCUAAGGUUGCGAUACCGUCAUUCAGGAGAAAUAGGAUGUCUGAGGUGAAGAAGAUGAUAGAUACACUUGCAGAGUUCCUUCCCGCCGCCAACAUUGCGUGGAAUUUCCUAUCAGUCAGAAUUAAUCUAUUACGGAGGGAACGGGGUGCAGAUCCGCUUGUCAUCAAAUUGUAUGAGACUAUGCUAUCGACUUAUGAGCAUGCUAGCCGCUAUGAAGUCUUGCAGAAUCACCGGAACCUCCAGCAUGUUUACGAGGCACUUUUCAAGCAGACUAAUGAAUGCACUUUCUUCAUAAUGGAGUACACGAAGGGGCAUGUCGGUGGGCAUAGAGUACUUGAUCCACGUGCUGCACCACGACAUCUCUUGGGCGGACAAUUAUCAAAAAAGGUCGCCGAAUUUGGAGCCAAAUUUCAGUACCUAACUAAGCAGUUGCGUUCCUCAUCAAGUGAUGCCCUCGUCUUGGCUUGGGGGGCGGCAGAGGCGGUGAAUGUGCCCGCCAUGCGACAGUCGCUCCUAAGUCUGCGACCGCCAACCCAAUUGCAUCCUAAAUCGGCCUGCUUGCAUGGCACACGCGUUCAAAUAAUCAGCGAUGUUAUGGAUUGGAUCACUGAUUGCAGCAGCAGUACGUUAUGGUGCACAGGAGUGGCUGGGACUGGAAAGAGCGCGAUUAUGGAGACGCUCCGUCAACUCUUCAAUUCGUCUGCAUUCGGACGUGAUCGUCUGGGCAGCUUCAUCCGCUACGAUCGCCUUGAAUACACUGAUUCAUCGAAACUCAUCACCAGUAUCGCAUAUUCACUUGCCCUUUUCGAUGGGAGGAUUGGACGUGCCAUUUCCCAGGCCGUUCACAAGAUCGGUCCUGUUUUGCCGCCGUCUCCACGGGUCCAGUUUGACCGGCUGCUUCGCGAACCGCUACGGAGUAUCCCAGAAUUGCUUGGUGAAGGCCCUGUGGUUGUCAUCAUCGAUGGUCUGGAUGAAAGUGAUGCAUCGGAUGAUAUCCUCAGAGUUCUCGCCGAAGGAUUUGGGUCAGCAUUACCUUUCAUGCGACUAAUUGUGUCUAGUAGGUCUCUCGAGCGCGUCUCUGCUAUAUUUGCCCAUACCAGCAGUAUCGUGCCGCUCACUUUGGACACUUCAUCAAAGCAGGUCUAUAGCGACAUCCGAACUUACAUUGGACGCCAAUUUACCAAUAUCUACACUAGGGACCUGAAGGGCUAUGAAGCAAGAAGGUUUCAGGAGUUGUGUGCAGGCCUUGAUGCCGUCGAGAAGUUAACUCGACGGGCGAAUGGCUUGUUUAUUUGGGCCGAAGCCGUUUGCCGAUUCAUUGCCGAUUUUCCGAGCAAACCCAGGCUUAACGCGCUGCUGGGAGAUCAUAUCCCCCAUGAAGUCACGCAACCUAUGACGGAUCUCUAUCAGACAGCUCUUGAUGCCAUAACGUCUGAUAGGCAUCCAAAUAGCGAGAGCAUUCGAAUCAAGUACUGCGUUCGUGCUCUAUUGGGAGCCAUCAUUGUUGCAGAAACACCUCCGGGUUUGACUCCGGAGAGUUUUCAUGCUCUCAUUUUUGAUGGAGACGACACCCUAGGUCAUUGUGCCCUCUCAAAUGCGGCUAGUGUUGUAGAGUUGACAUCCGAGAAGGGGCGUAUUCAGCUCAUGCAUACGUCCUUCAAAGAAUUUCUACUGGACCCGCAGAGACACAGAGACGACUGGUUUAUAGAUAUUCGACUCCAUGAGAGGAACCUUGCCCGACGGUGUCUCUCCCUCUUGAACACGUUCUUCAGUUCCUGGGGUCCCUCAACCAACAAAUCCCGCAAUCGUGUACCUGCUUAUAUCCGCGAUUAUGCGAUAUUAGGACCCCUGUGGCAUGUCCAUUGUUUCGGUGCUGCUGACUCCGGUCAUAUCCGAACACUCUUUAAUAAACACUUUCUAUCAUGGAUGGAGGUAAUCAUCAAGCUUGGCAGCUGGUAUCUAGAAUUGUUUCUGAGUUCGAUGUUCGGCGCAAUGACACGGGUGCAAGAGUCGUCAGGAGCAAACAGGGAUAUAUAUUGCAGCGUCUAUGAUGGCGCUGAAGCUGCUGAGAUGAUUGUUUCGGAUCUGCUCCAGCGUGGGUCCAUCAUGUCGUACGGUCUGCGUCCGGCAAAUAUCUAUUCUUCCCUUGGCCAUCUGCCACCGCACAACGCCAUUCGCAAUGCAUGGGAUUCGAAGCAAAAAACUGGUGGAUCAGCUGAAGUUGCAUUCAACAAUGGCCAACUGCGAAAGGAAGUCUUUCCGACUAAACGAGGUCGUGAAACGCUAUGGCGACUACGAAAUCUGCAGGAACCAAGGGGCUUCCGGCCCGUUGUUCCGGAACAUUGGUUGGAGCUCACGAUGCCGAUACAUGUUACGCUAAGGGAGAUGAGACCUGUUGUUCAAGUCGUAGACAGGAAACCUGCUACUCAAGUCGUAUACCGGAAGCUUGUUGCCCAAGCCGUAGACAAGGAACGGUCAGACACCAUAAAGAAAGUCCCAGAAUAUUUUUACUGACGUCCAGAUUGUCAGGUAUAUCCGAGGUUCGUGACAAAUUCAGAGGUCGAGCACUACGAUGAGUCUCAUAUGCUUUAUCUGGAAGCGAGGAUCGCACGAGAGCCGGUCAAGGCGAUCACCAAGCCCAAUCAGCGUCCCGGUACAAUUGUAACUGCACUGGAUUCACUGGAACCCUUGAAGAAAAUGAUCGAUAUGCUAGCCGAGGUCCAUCCUGCCGCCAAAAUUGCGUUCAAUAUUGUGUCCACCGAAUUCAAU
This is a messenger RNA of Desarmillaria tabescens, 3105 nucleotides long. RefSeq lists its product as uncharacterized. The transcript has 9 exons. Lineage: Eukaryota; Fungi; Basidiomycota; Agaricomycetes; Agaricales; Physalacriaceae. Bases 196 to 2850 code for a protein of 884 amino acids. The record is from RefSeq and is a predicted model, not a curated record.